This is a messenger RNA of Acaromyces ingoldii, 1182 nucleotides long. RefSeq lists its product as hypothetical. The transcript is spliced from 4 exons. Bases 1 to 1182 code for a protein of 393 amino acids. The record is from RefSeq and is a predicted model, not a curated record. NCBI's taxonomy places the organism in Eukaryota, Fungi, Basidiomycota, Exobasidiomycetes, Exobasidiales, Cryptobasidiaceae.
AUGGCCAAUUCGAGCACACUAGCACACAAGUCUCACCAGCGCCCCACCAACAGUCCCGUCCUGGUUAGCCCGACCCGAAUGUCUAUCAGGGUGAUGAGCAUCAUCGCAGUGUUGAUCACCACCAAGCAACAGAAGCUUCAGUAUGGCCAAUGGGGCAUCCAAGGUCACCCAGCUGGCUUCGAUGGUUCGAUGAGCGAGCAGGCUUACUCGCAAGUUGACCCUCAGCUUCACCCAUUUCGUCCCCUCGGUGUUGAGGGACAACAUUCGCGCCUUUUUGAGCCUUUCUCAUUGGAUCCUGACCUACUUCACCAAAACGAUUACGCUCGGGAAUACGAUUAUGGCACGGCACAAGCCGAACACCAUGAGAGGCGCAGGAGGGCAAAGGGCAAGAAAGAAGAAGCGGGAGAAGACAGGAGAAAGGGGAAAGGAAAGGACAAGAAACAAAGCCCUGAUCAAAGCCAAACCUCGUCAUCUACGUCAUCUGGAGAGUCGCACGACGAACCAGCCUGGGCCGACUAUUAUCCCAUGGAGCCAAUGGAAUGGACUUCCAGGCCACACGAACCCCCCAUCGACGUCGACACUAUGAUUAAGAAGCGUUUUGAAUUUUUGCGAAAGUCCGACGCCUCUCUGCGCGGCCAACUGGGCCUACCUAACCGAUCGAAGCAUGACACUCUUUUCCGCUUGUUCGCAAAGGAUUGCCAUUUUUCGCGUGACUGGAGACCCGUGCAUCCAAGAACGCAAGUUGAAUUCGAGAGAGACCGCAACAUUGCUAAGCUGCUUGUGGAAGAUGCCCGUAGACUAUUGGAGAGACCUGAUGAGCCGCCAGAGAUGAUAAAAUUGUGCCAGGAGGUGACAACAGCAUUUGACAAGGCCAAGGACAAGUGGGGUGAUCAUGCCGCCAUUAAGCGAAGAAUCCAAGGCCUGCCCAGCGUAGAAGAACAAAAGAGGAUGGAGCAGAUCCUAUAUAAACACCCAGUGAAAGAGCAGCUGGAAUCGGGAGAAAAGAUUGACGCGGGACCGAAAGGAGCAGGCGAGACUUUCGACUUCGCACUCAUCAUCACAAAGCGACGGGACAAAUGCCUUCAAGGUAAGCGGGACGCUCAGCAUAAAAGGAGGCAUAUCGAAAAUGCGAGACGUCGUUCUCGGCGAGCGGCUCGCUCGCACGCCUCUGCUGAAGAGUAA